AUGGUAGAACUUGUGAAAAUCAGACAUCGAAAUUUGAUAAUAUACGGAGGAGCAUGCUUAACGUCUCCAAACGUCUGUCUUUUUCUGGAGGUCGCCGACAAAGGAAGUUUAAAUGAUAUUCUUCUUAAUGAUUCAAUUGACCUUGGCUGGGAGUUUAAAUUCUCAUUUAUGAAAGACAUCUGCUCGGGAAUGAGAUUUCUACACGAGAAAACGUCUAUUGGGUCACAUGGCCGGUUAAAAUCACACAACUGUUUAAUUGAUAGUCGAUGGACAGUUCGUAUAUCUGGGUUCGGUGCCCAUACCAUUCGAUUUGGGCGUUUCCGCUUGCCAGGUGAAUUAAAAGAAGAUAUAAAACAACUGUUCUGGACACCACCUGAAUUGCUUGAGAACGUAACUUCACUUGAUGAUGUGAAAUACGGCACAGUAAGUGGUGACUCAUAUUCCUUUUCCAUCGUUGUUACCGAAAUUAUUACUCGAGCCGAACCUUAUGAUUACGAACUGGAAUUUAUUAGUGAUAAGGCCAUUUUGGAUAUGAUAACUGACACCGAUACUCGUGAAAGAAAAGAAGCUACUAAAAUAUGGGAAGAAAUAGGGGGAUCUGACAUGUUUGUAUGCCGACCUAUCAUCAAAGACGAAUAUCUACCGGAAUCUGGUCUUCAAAAGAAACAGUUUUUGAAAAUGCUUGAUGAUACUUGGAAUGAAAGCCCGUCAGGAAGACCAACAUUCGAAAGAAUAGGAAGUAACUUGAAUCAAAUCCACCCUGUUAAAGGAGAACUGAUCGAUAAUCUCAUCAAUCUCCUGGAAUCAUACUCAACAAAUUUGGAAAUGAUCGUUGUCGAACGGACAAGGGAACUUGAAGUAAACAAAGCAAGAGCUGAGCAACUUCUGAGUCAGAUGUUGCCAAGAAAAGUGACUGCAGAACUCAAACACGGACGAAAGGUCCCACCAGAAAUCUUUCCAACAGCAACCGUUUUCUUCAGUGAUAUUGUCGACUUUGCUUCUAUUUGUCAAGAGAGUUCACCUUUCCAAAUUGUCGACUUUUUAAACGAGACUUAUAAUGCAUUUGAUGAAGUGCUAGACACAUACGACGUAUACAAAGUGGAAACUAUAAGUGAUUCUUAUAUGGUAGUGAGCGGAGUUCCUGAAAGAAAUGGUUUACAGCAUGCCUCGGAAAUUGCAACCAUGGCUCUAAAUUUGAUGUCCACAGUUACUACAUUUCAGAUACCACAUAAACCAAAAGCAACAUUGCAGCUGAGAGUUGGCAUCAACUCUGGACCUGUAGUUGCUGGUGUUGUGGGAAUGUUAAUGCCGAGAUAUUGUUUGUUCGGUGAUACUGUGAACACAGCAUCACGAAUGGAGUCCAGCUCGCAAGCGUUGCGUAUUCAACUCAGUGAGUCUACUGCUGAGAUUCUAGAUGAACUGGGCGGAUUUCAUAUGGAAUCCCGUGGAAAGCGAGAAGUGAAAGGGCGAGGUUUGAUGAGUACUUAUUGGCUAUGGGGUAAGGACAAUUUUGAUAUGCCAUUGCCUGAUCAAUCAUUGGCACUUUCUCUAUCCCAACACAAGUUUAAAUAA
Messenger RNA from Acanthosepion pharaonis, 1572 nucleotides. The record is from the annotation of a GenBank genome assembly. Lineage: Eukaryota; Metazoa; Mollusca; Cephalopoda; Sepiida; Sepiidae.